This is a messenger RNA of Cinara cedri, 3572 nucleotides long. Lineage: Eukaryota; Metazoa; Arthropoda; Insecta; Hemiptera; Aphididae. The record is from the annotation of a GenBank genome assembly.
CACAACUUGACAAGGUCAAUAAUGCCAAAAACAAGAAUUAUUUUAUUGAAGUUACAACACAUUCUGCAAAUCUUCAUCACUGAUACAUGUUUGUAAGUAAAAUAUUAAUUGCAACUUUAUUUUUUAAAUUUGAUUGUCAUCGUUUUGAUUCUAAAUUAAUUUUUAAUUAAUUUUUUUUACUAUCGUAGGUAAAUGGCAUUUAGUCAGUUGUGGUACCACGUUAAACGUAACUUUUUUUCUGUUACAUUUCCAAUUGCUUCAUUUUCAGCUAUUUACGCUGAUUACACACACACAAAAGCCUGGAAAAAAAUAAAAAAUCAAAAAGUUUAAAGUAAGGAAUUUAAAAUUAUAGCUAAUAAUGGACAACUGAUAUUUAGAUGAUGUUAAUAGUUUAAUUUAACAACAUCUUAAAAAAAAUCAAAUGUUUUACUUAGCUUAGAUAAAUUUAUUAUAUGAGUAACAAUAAACUUAUUUAUUGAGAAAAAAAAUAUAUUUUUACAUUGUGCACGAUGCCACAACAGUAUUUGUAGUUGAUCGACUCUUAAUACGUUUAUAUAAUCAUGAAUAUUUCUUACUAACAGUUAAUUUAAUUUCACAAUGUAAUAAAUGUAAAAAAAAAAAAAAAAAACAUUUGUGUAAUAUAAAACAAAAAUAAGACUUGAAGUGUUAUAAAAGUUAAUUGUAUAUACAUUCAGUUUUGAUUGAAAAAGUCAUCAUCGGGUUACAAAAUAAAUUUAUUUUUAAAUUUGAUUCAUAUAUAAUAUAUUUUCAUGUUUUAUUAAUAAAUAUUGUUCUAUUUUAAAUUUUGAAGAAGCUUAUGAUUUUACAAAGAUGUUCAUUUUUUUUUUUUAUCUGAGCACAACUUUUAUACCUGAAGACUUGCUCAGAUUUCUACAUGUAGUACCUUUUCUAAAAUGAAAUUUCACUAAAGAGGUCAUUUUUCGAUUUUCUCAGGAGUCUUCCCAUCAAAAUUGAAAAACCAGGAUAAAACAUGGGUUAAUUGAGAAAAUUGGUACAAUAUUAAUUAAAUUUUAUCUUUUUUUUUUUUUAGUUAGCAGCCGUGGGGCUGGUUUGUUGCAACUCUCCAUUCUUUCCGAUUUUAUCGAAAUUUUAUCGAAGAAAAUAUUUAAAGCUUAUUUAAUUUUUUUUUACUAGAAAAUGACACAUAUAUUAUUAGCAUAACAUUACUAUUAAAUGAAUUCUGCUCAGAAUCGUUUUUUUCACAAGCAUUGGUUUAUUGUUGCUUACAGAUUAAAUUUCCAUCUAUUUCCUAUUUUCCUAAUUUCCCAUCUACAUCAGUGGUUGCACCCAUCCUCAUUAUCUUAUCUUUCUUUUUAAAUAUUAUUCUGUAAAACAAUUUUUAUUUUUUUUUAAAUUUAAUUUGUUUAAUAUUUUAUGUAGGUAUAUUAUACAUUUGUUUUUCAUUUUUAGAAUUAUUCUACCAUGGCUGCCAAACAUGCUUUAUUUGGAUUAACCUGGGACUAUUUCAUUGUAGCUAUUCCAAUAACAAUUGGAGGUUUAUUUGGCAAAUUUUUAGAUGAUAAAGAAACAGAAAGAAUGACCUUAUUUAGAGAUAAGAGCGCUUUAUAUGGUGGAAUGGUAAAGGAAGGUGAAAAACCAUCUUGGCCAUAAAUGUAUUAAGCUUAAGCUGAAACUAUUAGUUUGUGUUAUUUAAAUUUGUAUAAAUAAAUUAUUCAUUUAAAAAUGUAUUUUGGUUCAUUACAGUUUAUAUUAAAUAAUUAAUAAACCAACAAUUAUGACAGUUUGAUACUUAUUAUAAAAAAAUAAAUUGUAGUUUUUCCAUGUAGAUAUAAUUUAGUGAUUUAAUGUUUGCAAAAUUCUGUUUUAUGUCACUAUUUAAUAAAACAAAUAUAAAUAUGAGUAACAUUGAUUUGCAGUUCAUAUUGUAUACAGUACAAAUAACAAUUUAUUUACUAAGUAAACUUUUUGGUAUCACAGAUUGUGGCGGGUUAAUUAAACUAAAUUUAAUAAAAAUUAUAAAAUGGUUUUAAAAUUCUAUUAAAAUUAUAAUUGAGUUGACUAAUUUUAUUUUAGAAAAUGUUCCAACAUUGCUAUUUACACUCUGAAUCUAACAAUAAUAUUUGGUUGAAUGAUAUUAAAAAUUAUUAUAUACUUAAAUAUCAUAAUAAUUAAUGGUCUAAUUCCCCAACAUAACAUUUAGAAGUUCCUAAAUCUUUAAUUUCUAAAUGUGACUUUAAUAAUUUGUGUUUUAACCACAAUUAUUGUGAUUAUGUUCCCCUACCCUCUAAUAAUUCCCUCUAACUCAUUAUCCAAUAGCCAAUGGCCAUAUUUAUCUAUUGAAAUUCUAGUUCUAUUAUGUUAAAUAUAAUUAUAAUAUUUUAUAUAUAUAAUAUAUUAAAUCAAAUUUUUCAAAUACCAUUUUGUGUUAAAUUUAAUUAGCUUUUUAAUACAUACAUUUACAGAGUGUAUGUUAUAAUAGGUGUUAUUUAAUUAUAAUUUCAUAGAUUUAACAAUUUUCAACUCAAUUUACAUAUUUAAUAUAUAGCUAUUAGUUGUAACAUUAUGGCAGUAUACAAAUUAAUAAAUGUACAUUGAAUAUUAUUUAUAUGUCGUAGACUAUGGAAAAUCAGUAUUUUUGUAAAAAAAACUGGGCUCAUUGCUAAGGGGUAUCCCCUUUGCGAACUACUUAAUAUUUUUUCAGACGACUAGCUGUUUACUAUUUUAGCGACAUGAACAUCUUAAAUUAUAUACUAUGGAUAGAGCUAAUGACUAAAUAUUUGAAGCAAAUAUAACGAAGGGAAGUUGUGAAAAAUGUUCAUUUGCACUAUUUAAUAAUAAUGUAUUGAUAUCUUCAACCCCUAGUACAUGUUUAUUAUGCAGUAGAUCUAUCCAUUACAGAUAUGGAUAAUAAACUAGAUAGCUAACUAGUAUACAUUUACAAGCAGGCUAGGUGAUACCACUUUUCAACCAUAUUGGUUGAAAGCUAUGGUAUUUUAUAAAUUUGUAUAUUGUAAUUAUACUCGGAUAAAUUUGAUCCUAAUUCAUAAACUCGGAAAUAUUUUCAAUAAAAAUAAAUGUAAUUAUUCAUAUAUUAUAUCAUAUUUAUUAUUUAUAAUAUCUGGUUGUUGUACAAAAUCAUUAUUAGUGAAAUAAAUAUUACAUAUCCUGUGAUACAGUGGCAUAUUUAGAAUUUUUUUUUUUCGCGGAGGGGGUUGAAGAAAUAUAACAAAUGAAAUUAUUUUGAAUUUUAUGUGCAUUAUAAUCAUACAUUUAACAUUUUAUUUCUAAUUUACACCGCUAAUUAUAUAAAUAUUGAAAUAUUUAUCUUUUUUAAAAAUUAUUAAUGUAUAUUAAUUUUUCAUUUUGAUGUUUUAGCAAGUUCAUCUAUAACAUUAUUGAUAUUCACAUUGAUAUCUAAUGAAUAUAUUUUAGUAAGGCUAAACCAUUUAAAUGUUUUUGUGCCGAAGAAUUUCUCAAAUAUGUUUUCAAAUGACAGAGUGUUGAAAACAAUUGUUCUCCCAUGGCAGUAGACACUGCAAGUGUUAUAAAUAUUUGAAGAAGUUUAGAUAUUACUAGAUAAAAAUUUGGAC